This is a messenger RNA of Cylindrotheca closterium, 2211 nucleotides long. Lineage: Eukaryota; Bacillariophyta; Bacillariophyceae; Bacillariales; Bacillariaceae. The record is from the annotation of a GenBank genome assembly.
AUGGCUCAGAUCCGAAGUUUCAUUUUUCUCAUCAUUGGGUGGUGCAGCAUACUUCCCCGCCCUUCAAGUUCUGCAAUAACCUCAACGAAAACUGGUUACGACACGCUUCAUGGAACUGAUGCCAUCUGUUGGGAGUCACAAAUAAUCACCUCGGCAAACAUAGAUGACUCUACAAUUUCAUCAUCGGUGGGAAGCUCGAUUUUCAAUGUAGAAGGGCUCGUCAACAAUUCCCUUUCAGCAAGUCGGAAUGACUCGUAUGUCAUGGAUAUUCUUUCAUCUUGUCCAAACGGAACUUGGCUACAAAUAUCUGCUCCACAAGAUCUUGCGCCCCCAGCGCCUCUGACAAACGUUGAAUAUAACUAUACAGUGCAAGGGACGAUAUAUAUUGCUAGCCUUCCUGGCUUGGAGAUUGCGUCCGAUGAUCCCACAAAGGCGAAGGUGUUGAUCGAGACGAUUGCCUGCCGUGUUAGUUCUUCGUUUUGCUCGCCCUUUGUUGAUGAGCAAACAGAAGUAGCCCUUGCUGGGCAACUGGGUGCUAGUGUAGAAUUGAAAGAUACCCAUACAAAUAUGGGGAAACUUGUACUUGAUCUGGAGCUGUCAAAUUCCUCAAUAUACACCUUCAACGUUCAGGUCCCAACACUCAUUGAAGAGGAUGGGCUAUACAACAUCAUUGGUGUGGCUACAUUCUUUGUUGGUUCCUCCUCGCAACCUGAACGACGGUAUGACGUCGCAAACUCUCUUGCAAGAGAAAGAAGCAACCAAUACAUGGUGUAUUCCGAUCCACCAAUCAUCUCGAAAGUAGAGCCACAAGCCUACAUUAUCGCGUAUCUGUUGAUAGGAAUUUCGGCUGCAAUUCUAGUCACCAUGAUCACGCUUACUCUCAAAUACUACGAUUCGCAAGUGAUGCAAAUUUGUCAGGUUCCUUUUUUACUGACGUAUCAAGUAGCGGCGUUAAUGGCAGUUCUUAGUUCCAUAUUGAUGGAGGCAAAAAGCGACGUUUACUGCAACUGGUCACUUCCACUGAUAAUGAUACCUGUCCAUGUGCACAAUGCUAUCACACUCGGCAGACUAUAUCGCAUCCAUACGGUCGUGUCUCCUUUGCUCUCGGAUCAUUUUACGCGAGCCAGUGUCCAGAGGUUUCCAAUCCGCCUCCAAAUGAAGGUUUUAUCUCUUUGUCUCCACGGCAAAUGGCAAGAUGGCGACGAUUCGAAACAAAUUCGACGGACUAUUGCUAGGCUCGUGAUCCAACCUUUUGAGUUGGCUUUUGAGUAUGAACGGGACUAUUCAAUCGGACGACCUCUUUGUACGGCAGAAAUAUUGAAUCAGCAAGAGAAUAUUCAUGAAAGUCUCGCAGUCUACUCCUUGAUCUGGCUUGGAUUCCUAGGUCUGACGGUACUUGGAAUGGCUUAUGUGUCUCGAGGAUUGCCAAGUAUUUUGAAUGAGUCACAAGCCAUUUUUUCAUCAGUUAUAUACUCACUUCUGGCAAGUCUCAUUAUUGGUAUCGCUCUGUACAUGACACGAACACCUGAUGCAUCACCUGGCCUACGGUUCGUGAUGUUUGUUGCCCUUGUCAUUGUGACAGUGAUGGUUCCAACGCUUCGCAUUGUCGGACCAAAGUUGAUAUUGGCACAUGCAGGGAUGAAGAUCAUGUUACACCAGAUGAUUUCAGAACACAACAACCAGCACAAACCAAACGCCAUGCGAUCUAGCUCACGACAAUCCAAUCAUGUUCAUAUCAGCGGGACCAGUUUAACCAAUCCAAUCGGAAUUCCUCAGUCCCAAGGUACACAAGGCAACACAACUCGCGCUCCUACGGAGACAUUAAAAGAAGCACACGGUGAUGACGAAACCAAAGAAAGCCAGAGUAAAAAUGAGAAUAGUGCGAAUUCGGAGGACAAAUCAAAAAGAUUGGGCUCGUUACAAGCGGGAAUGGAUGGGCAAAAUGAGCAAGUGCUUCAAGACUUUGAGAGCCACGUGGAUGAAGAUAGUGCUGUCUUCAUUCCGGCUGGAAAUGCCCCACCCAACGAAAUCCUUGGAAAGGUGGUGGAAUUGCAAAGAAGAUUGGACAAAAUAACAAAAAGGAUAGCCUAUGGAAUUGCUGUCCCACCCGAAGAUUGGAGGCUGCUAUCGACAUUGACUGGGAAUUUGGGAUCGACACUGGCUAACGCCAAGUUUGAAGAAGAAGAAAAAUGCGAAACCAAUAAUGCAUAA